Scutellospora calospora is the source of this 209-nucleotide messenger RNA. The record is from the annotation of a GenBank genome assembly. NCBI's taxonomy places the organism in Eukaryota, Fungi, Glomeromycota, Glomeromycetes, Diversisporales, Gigasporaceae.
AAAAAAUAAUGAAAAAGAUGAUGAUGAAAAUUCUAUUUCUUCAAAUAAUAUCAUUAAUGAAUCUUUGGAAAACAAAGAAACUAUUAAACUAGGUAAAAAAAUUCAAGAAAAUGAUUCUGAUAAAAUAUCAAUCAAAAAUAUUGAAUUUGAGGGAGAGGGUGAAGUUGAGAUCGAAAUCGAUUAUAAAAAGAUCAAAAUUAGCAGAGGAU